Molecule: messenger RNA, 937 nt
Organism: Cricetulus griseus (Chinese hamster)
Lineage: Eukaryota; Metazoa; Chordata; Mammalia; Rodentia; Cricetidae
Source: RefSeq, a predicted model, not a curated record
UGAGUCAAGGAAGACAUGAGCACCAUGACAACUUCACCCUCCAGCAGCGACUACAGUAGCACAGAGGAUUCUGUUUCCGAAUGCAAAUCCGACCACAGCCUUUCAAUUGGUCACUACCCUCCUGAGAUCACGUUUUCUUAUGAGGAAAUGGUCUCCUCACAUGAGGAGACAGCCUCCAUGGAUUCUGCCAUCCACCUCCUCCCUCCUAUCCAAGGUACCUGGGGAACAGAGAAUAUUAGGAGACUCUUCCGGAAACGAGAUCAGAUGGAGGGUGACCCAGAGCAGUUCUGCAAGCUAAGCAUCACGAUGGCCUGGGAUAUUGAUGAGGGCUCUAACCAUGCAGACUCUCUAGCUAAUCUGGAUCUAAACGGCCACUGCCAGUGGAUGGAUAAGUGGCCAGAAGAUAGAACAAAGCUGACUCUCUGCAAACUGGAUAAUCUAGUACAGAAACUCGAGACAUUUCUAGAAAAAGAAAAAGGUAGUCAACAUGAUGACCAUGUGCUCCCCGGAUCUACUCAGAAUGAAGAUGUCUACUGGACCAGCUAUCCCUCUCCACAGACAGUUUGGGUCAGGCAUGAAAAACGUGACAUUUGUCAAGACUUGCCCAACCACAAAACGCCAAAAAAUGAAGAUAUCGGUCAGGUCCUGGGGAAUCCAAGGCUACAGAAAGAUGAAGCUGUGGAGAUAAGCCAGGAAGCUGGGAGCUCCUCAGAGACCUCCUCAGUGUCACGCGCACAGCAGGAGGAUGCUCCUCACUCAUAUGGAACAUCCUGUCUGAACUUUCGGUGGGUCUUCCACUGGCUGAGGACACAAGUCUUCUCCCGACUGAGGAGAGGACACCCUAGCCAGUCCACCAUCAGCUGGCACCAGAGGGCGGCAAGGAAGAUACAGUCUCUUAGAAGCAACAGAGUCCAACCACAAGAAUGACUCGAGUGGG